AUGGAGUGCGACAUAUGCCAGCGCGGCCACCAUCCGAAGCGCCUUCCCUUUCUCUGUGCCGUCGAUGCCCGCAACCAGGCUUACGAGGAUCGCAUCAAGCAUCUCCAAGUCCUCAUCGACAAUGAUGAUCUCCGUCGACGAAUCCAGAAUAUGUUGUCCGACAAAUCUGAACAGCAGCAGCAGCAGCAGCAGCCGAGUAGUAACAACACAAAUAUCAUUAGCACUACUAGUGCUAGCGCCGCCGAUGCCUUGGAAAGGGCUCGUGGACAGCAAUUCAUGGCUGAAGAGCGGACGACACGAAUUCUCGAGGCGGCCGACAAGCUAAAGAGCGACAUUAAGUCGGCUCGCGACGAGGUCCAGGCGAGGAAAGCCGACCUCGCCCGCCGACGGUCCGACCUGGCCAGCAUCUCGAGUGGCCUCAAGGAGCGACGCGCCCAGCAGCAACGAGAUGUCGAGGUGAAGAUAAAGAUUACCAGGUUCCGCUGGUCCCAGAGCGCCGAGGAGAUGGCGUCGACGCGCGCGUUCCUCUGCCAGGAGGCCGCUGGUCUUUACGGUCUCAGUCGCACGCCCAGACCCGGCUCCAAGGGAAAGUUUGAGUACCAGAUCGGCAGGGUUCCGGUCGUAAAUCUCAUGGAUAUGAAUUCACUCUCACCAGAGCUCAUUACAACUUCUCUAGGCCACAUCACACGCGUCGUAAUACUAGCAUCAUACUACCUCUCCAUUCGCCUACCAGCAGAGAUCACCAGCCCCCACCGCGACUAUCCAUAUCCCACCAUCCUCAACCUCUCCAGCUCCUACAGGUACCCAAACCUCCCCUUUCCGGGUACUGGACCCUCCGCCUCCUCACCACCCUCACCGUCCGACCCAUCGGCGCGCCAUCUCCCCAAACCCCGGCCCCUGUACAUCCACAAGCCCCUCACGCAGCUUCUCAAGGACGACCCAGCCGCCUACUCUCACUUUAUCGAAGCAGUCACACUGCUGGCCUACGAUAUUUCCUGGCUCUGCAGCUCCCAGGGCACCACUUUCAGCGGCAAGACGUCCUUCGAAGACAUCUGCCAGAUAGGACGAAACUUGUACAACCUUCUCAUGAUGCCCUUUGACGCCAACCAGCCCGAGAGCCAGUCCAAGGCUGAGACGGACGAGAAAGACAGGCACAACCCAAUGUGGGUAGGCCGCUACUCUCAUGGAACAAUGUUUUACUUCUUGGGCGGGGCAGAGGGCGCAGACCUCAUCCGCAACUUCAACCUGCCCAGCCCCACCAAGCUAGCCGACAAGCUCAAGAAGAAAUUAGUGGGCGACGUACCCGCUCCGGACUGGGAGGUUCUCGACGACGACGCCUGGAAGAUUGAGGACAUACCUUCCGAGAUCAUAGGGCAGAACCAGUCGACAUCGGCGGUAGCAACGUCAAAACCCCGGGAGAAGAAGAAGUCGUCCUCGUCACAAUCUACCGCCAAAGGCUCAAGUAGAUGGACCAUGGUCAGGCUGUGA
Messenger RNA from Geosmithia morbida, 1488 nucleotides. RefSeq lists its product as uncharacterized. Gene Ontology annotation, biological process: SNARE complex assembly. Bases 1 to 1488 code for a protein of 495 amino acids. Gene Ontology annotation, cellular component: lytic vacuole; endosome. Gene Ontology annotation, molecular function: SNARE binding. The record is from RefSeq and is a predicted model, not a curated record. The transcript is spliced from 2 exons. NCBI's taxonomy places the organism in Eukaryota, Fungi, Ascomycota, Sordariomycetes, Hypocreales, Bionectriaceae.